Bombina bombina (fire-bellied toad) is the source of this 3784-nucleotide messenger RNA. RefSeq names its product HPS3 biogenesis of lysosomal organelles complex 2 subunit 1 (gene HPS3). The record is from RefSeq and is a predicted model, not a curated record. Gene Ontology annotation, biological process: organelle organization. NCBI's taxonomy places the organism in Eukaryota, Metazoa, Chordata, Amphibia, Anura, Bombinatoridae. The coding region runs from base 664 to 3657 and encodes 997 amino acids. Gene Ontology annotation, cellular component: cytoplasm. The transcript has 18 exons.
UUUGAGAUUGACUGUCAGUGUGCUGCAUAUAUAGUUGUGGCGGUCACUGUCAGCCUAUGGGUCAACUUUUUGUUUUAAUUGCCAGACAGUACAGAACAUUAGUUACACUGCAACACACAACAUUAUACCGUAGCACGCCAGCGACAGGACAGCACAGCACUGACUCCCCACAAUACUCGCCCAGUCCCUAGUAGCAUGUGAUUUGGUAAUUAGCGUCACAUGAUGGUUUUGCAAAGAGGAAGUGUGCUGUAAGGAAAAUAACACUGUAUUGUCCAAUGUCCCGAUGGCAACGAGUAAGCUUUUGCUACUUUUUGUGAUCUGUGAAUGUAGCGGUCUGGGUGAGGAUGAAUAGGGACAAAAAAAAGUAGAGACAACAACACCGAUGAACCGAGGGACCAAACACGGGUAUAGAUCCAACACAGACAACACGUCGAAAAGCAGCGACACAAGAAGAUGCUGAGCUAAGCAAUCACAGCCUUUCUAGAAACACAAAGAGAAUCUUCUUCUUCCUGCCUCGCUAUACCACAGGAUCUCCCUUUAGUAAUGGCACUUGGAUCAUUCCCUUAUUUACCUAUAGAGUAUUAAAUCUAUGAACUGAACAAAUGAAAAGAAUACUGAACUCGAACCACUGAAUUUUGGUUGCUCACUCAAAAGAAAUAUAAGAUGGUGCAGCUGUAUAACUGCCACCCAUUUGGGUCACAGCGUAUUGUGCCCACCAAGCAGAUGCCCGAGCUGUUCUGCUGUGGCCAGGACUGUGUGUUUGUGACUUGUGCCGGAGGAUGCAAGGUUGAAGUAUUUACUGUGUGUCAGGAUCUUUGUCAGCUUUUAUGCAGUUUUAACACACUGGGCAAAGUGGUACACAUGACCUACAGUGAAGUUGGUGACUACUUGGUUACGAUUGAGGAAAGAAACAACAUUUCGUCUCUACGAGCGUAUACAAACUGGAGAUGUGAGUCUUCAGGGAAUUCUAGAGUCAGUGUAAGAAUGAUUGGACUUAACAUUGAAUCACCUCAUACAGUAGCCUCAAAGGAUCAGAUGGAAAUUAUAGAAAUGCCUCUUUCUGAAAAACCGCAGUGUAUCUCAUGCUGUCCCAUUCGAGGAGACCUUCUUGUUGGCUGUGAAACUAAACUUAUGAUCUUCUGCUUAAAGUACCUUUCCAUCAAUGAUUUUUCAGUCUUAGAUUUUGACCGUUCCGUUAUAAUUCAUGUUGCAGGCAUUAUCCCUCUUCAGGUUUCGUUCUGUGCUGGCUAUAUUGCCAUUUUAAAUGACUUAGAAGUCUUUGUGCUUAGGUUGAAUGGAGAACCAUCAGAGGGAUAUGCUAUUGAACCACAAAUCCAGACUGAAGAGCAACCCUCAAAGCAAAAAGACUUUAUGGAUUUACCAUCAUCCCACCCUGCUGAAUCUGAUGACUUUGUUAUGUGUCUGAGACCCAUAGAACUAGUUGGAGGGGAAUGUAAUUUUUGUGGCAUCACAGUGACCACUGAAUCCAUUGGUCUCUCAACAGACUUUCAGUAUCCUUCACAAGUGCAUCAUAUUCUGUAUAGGCGGUUUGCACCGGACUUUUCUGAAGGAAUCCAUGUUGAACACACAAGAUUACAUUCACUACAACUUCUGCCAAUGUAUAAAACAGCAAAUCAUGUAUCCACAGAUUCCAAAACUCGCACCAAAGAAUUUCUGAGCUUGUUUUGUUUCUUUUCAAUGCCACAGAAUGGCUUCCUAUACACAAUUGGGAAUGGAACAGAGCUUAUCUCUGUCUAUCAAUAUCCUGAGAAGUCCCAGCAGGCAGUCCUGACUCCUCAGUUGUUGCAUGUAAUCACCAGUAACAACUUGCAGUGUUUCACUGUAAGGUGCAGUGCCAUUGCAGCACGCGAGGAAGAUCCUUAUAUUGAUACUACCAUGAAGACAUGCCCACCUGUGUCCUUGAAUAUCUGCACACUAAGAAUGCAGCUGUUUAUAGGCCUUGUAGCUAUUGCUUACUGUAAAAAUCACAUUAUAAUUCUUACAAAGGCAAAUAUAGAGGAUAUGCCGGAGAACGGAAAAUAUCUCAAAAGGUUAACAUCUAAAAAUUAUGGCAGUGUCAAAAAGAAGCCCCCUGCUGACACUGAUCCCAGCUGGAAUCUGUAUGCUGUGAGCAUUACCCCCACCAUUCAUCUCUACAAAGAAAUGGUAGAAUACAGCAAGAGAUAUGAGACCGUAAUGAGCCAGGGCAGUAUACACCUCCUAAGUGAAGCUCACUUAUUACUGAGAGCAGCUCUUAUGGAUCCAAACUUUAAAGAAUUGCCAGAGAAAGGAGUGCUUGAAGCAGCCUUCAGAGAGAGCUGUGCCUACCUGGCAGACUGUUAUAGCAAGUUGGACACACAGCAUUCUCACCUUGCCCUGCCUUACUACAAAAUGUCCUGCCUAUCCAUGGCUGACAUCAUAAACAGAGUCAUUCCUUCAGAGUUACUAAAGGAGUACGGCAAGGGGUUUAUGUUUUACCUCAAGCAUUCACUUUUUGAAGACCUGGAUGAUGAGCUCAGUGAGGAAAUGGCUUUGAAAGUACUGCACAUAUUUAAAACAAUGGACCAAAGCCAACUGCCUCAUGUAUUGUGCAGUCCUUGCAUGAAAAAUGUGUGCCCGAAAAAGGCCAUGGACUAUCUACAAAAUUUAAAUCCUUGCGGGCCUUCAGCCUUAGUCUCUCUUGCAAAAGCUACUAUGGCACUGAAAAUGCAGGAUUGCAAGACUUAUGAAGCUGAGCUACAACGCCAUUCAGAGAUGCAGUUACUAUGUGGUUUUCUGGAUGAGCCAAGACUGCUGAUAAAGUUCAGAAGCAAAGAUGUCAUUUCAACAGAGAUGGCUUUUCACUUAAUGGAUACUAUGCCUGGAUUACUUGUAGUUUCAGUAGUGGCCCUGCAUGAAAAUAGCAAAAUUAAUCUGCAAGAAGCUGAGAGAUUUUUUAAGGUUCUUUGCGAAAAAGACAGUACAGAUAAUGUUCCCCAAUUGCUUGUUGAUUUCUGGGAAGCACUUCUUUCUACAUAUCCUCCUGAAUCCAUAUUACAGGACAUCCUAUUCAAACUUACAUCCCAUUAUGUGUGGAAAAUAUGUAAUCCUCAACAUUCAUGUGUUACACCCUUGAAGAGCCCAGAGGAUCUGAGAAAUUCUUGCAGCCACUUUGGAUUAAUCAGCCCAUGGAUAACAAAAAUGACAUCAUCUGAUUGUCUGUCAUGUGAGACUUGUGGAGAUUUGUUAAAAUUACAGUCUCUUCUCUGUGGGCCUUCUAUGGAAGUUGAGUCAUUUCUCCCCUUUUUGAACUUUAUACCAGAAGAUAGCAACUCCUCCUUAAGCAUCCACAUCAUAUGUGCAACCCGUCUGAUGGAUUAUGAGAAAUCAAUAGACACACUUCUAGAUCGGUGUCCUGAGGCUGUGAUAUCAUACGCAAAGCAUGAAAUCAAGGAAGGAAGGAAGGCUCUUUGGUGGAAUAAGCUUUUGCCUGAACUAUAUGUUAGAAUUCGAAGGACUGGAAGAGACGACAAAGUGUUCAUCUCAUCCUUAAGAGACACCUUGGAUGUGAUUUCCAUGGAACUAGAUCUCCAGGAUUUUCUGAAUGUGCUGCCAGAUGACGGAACUGCAGCAUUUUUCCUGCCUUAUCUUCUAAACCAAAGAAAAUUGCUUACUUAAAAUCUGCCAACUCUUUUUGAUUUGCAUAACUAUUAUGUUACCAAAAAGUAUUAGUACAAAUCAAUGGGUAUACAAUGAAGAUAUUGUUAUAAAAGUUGUGAUGUUCAAUAAACUACACAACUAAUAA